GAUGCAGCAGCAGCAGCAGCAGCAGCAGCAGCAGCAGCAGCGUGGCAGCAGCAGUGACUCGUCUCAGGCAGCCUCGCUGUGACAUUCUGCUUCAACUUGACUCAGAGCAGCUCAUUCAGCUCAGCCCAGGAAAAGUUCCUUCCUUUGCUGUUUCUUUGGCUCCUGAAUCAGAUUCCUACAAAGUCAUUUAUGACAGAGGAAGGAUGCUCUGCAGUUUGAGGAUACCCCUCUCAUGUGGACUCACAGGGGCUGUUUUCGGACGGAUGAUGGGAACAUGAUGCUGUGCUCUGCGCCUCUUGAGCAGGGAUGGCCGAAGCCUUCUGGUGUCCACCCCCCUCCUCCUCCUUCUCAUCUGUCUCUGAGCUCACACUUUUUCCCCGAAUCCCCCUGGCAUGCGAGGUCAAGUCAGCAGGCUCCCUGAACCACCUCAAUCCUGCCUCCGACUGUGCUGUGAUCCUGCUCCUCUGUGCCACACUUGACCCGAAGGCUUCCCAGGCAAAACAAAGGGAUUAACCAUGAACUUCGCUCCGACCAGGGGACACAGCUCUGAUGAAAAGUCAACUAAGAUCUUCAUGACGAUGAGAAAUCAAGAAAAAAUUGUCAGGGUCGGACGCCAAUAAAACUCAAGACCAUGGAAGGAGAAAAUUUACUGAAUUCCACUGCGAACAGCAGUACGACUGAUAUCCACCUGGUGUCACACAGUCUGUGGGAGGUGAUCACCAUUGCAACUGUAUCAGCCAUAGUCAGCCUCAUUACCAUUGUGGGGAAUGUUCUGGUCAUGAUCUCCUUUAAAGUCAACAGCCAGCUAAAGACUGUGAACAAUUACUACCUGCUGAGUCUGGCAGCUGCAGACCUCAUCAUAGGUGUUUUCUCCAUGAACCUGUAUACCUCUUAUAUACUGAUGGGCUACUGGGCCUUAGGAAACCUCGCCUGUGAUCUGUGGUUGGCUUUGGACUAUGUAGCCAGCAAUGCAUCGGUCAUGAACUUGUUGGUGAUCAGUUUUGACAGAUAUUUCUCCAUCACCAGGCCUCUGACCUACAGGGCCAAACGGACGCCCAGGCGAGCUGGGAUUAUGAUCGGUUUAGCCUGGCUGGUGUCACUCAUUCUGUGGGCUCCACCGAUACUAUGCUGGCAGUACUUUAUAGGGAAAAGGACCGUCCCUGAGAGGCAAUGCCAGAUCCAGUUUUUCUCUGAGCCUGUGAUAACCUUCGGGACGGCGAUUGCAGCCUUUUAUAUCCCCGUGUCAGUCAUGACAAUCCUCUACUGUCGAAUCUACAAGGAGACAGAAAAGAGGACCAAAGAUCUGGCUGAGCUUCAGGGGAUUAACUAUGCCACAGACUCUGGGGUCGCUCAGCCUCCAAAGACCAUUAUCAAAUCCUGCUUCAGUUAUAAACUAAGAUCGGCUUCGCAAGACAGGAACCAAGCAUCCUGGUCGUCUUCCAGCAGGAGCAACGCUGCCAAAUCUGCAGCCACCACCAAUGACGAGUGGUCCAAAGCAGGUCAACUAACCACCUUUAACAGCUACGCGUCCUCAGAGGACGAGGACAGGCCUGUGUCUCCGGGAGGCUUCCAGGCCUCGUUCAGGAACCAGGCUUGUGAGACCAGCAAGAGUGUGGUGGGCAGCGAGAGUGAGCAGCUCAGCAGCUACGACGAGGACAGCUACUUCCAGACACCACCGAAAAGCAACUCUCAGAAGAGCGGCAAGUGCGUGUCAUACAAGUUCAAACCUAUGGCCAAAGAAGCUCAAGCGGAGCACCAGGUCAAGAACGGAGACACCAAGAUGGCAUCGUCAACGUUUUCCUCAGCCGAGUCCAUGAGCAUCCCAUCGACGUCCUCGACGACCAAGCCCAUCGACGCCACUCUGAAGAACCAGAUCACCAAGAGGAAGAGGAUGGUGUUGAUCAAGGAGAGGAAGGCAGCGCAGACUCUCAGCGCCAUCUUGCUGGCAUUCAUUCUGACAUGGACGCCGUAUAACAUCAUGGUGCUGAUUUCCACCUUCUGCUCAGACUGUAUCCCCCUCUCCCUCUGGCAUCUUGGCUACUGGCUGUGUUACGUUAACAGCACCGUCAACCCCAUGUGCUAUGCCCUGUGUAACAAGAAUUUUCAGAAGACCUUUCGCAUGCUCUUACUCUGCCAGUGGAAGAAGAAAAGGAUCGAGGAGAAACUUUACUGGUACGGACAGAACCCCGUGGUCAACUCCAAACUGACAUGAACUAUUGUUUGUUUGUAUUUUUAAAUGGCAUGUGACGAAGGCUGUAGAUCUAGUGUUUCUACUGAUAAUCUUGGCUAUAUGAACUUGAAUUCUACAUAGAAAAAUAUAAAUAUUAAACUAAGACGCUGGUCAAAUUUGUAGAGUUGCCCUAAACUCAAUAGUGCAAGUUAAUUACUGCUCAAACUAUGAAAAUGAAAGACCCCAAAAUUGUCCGAAUACACUAUAACUAUUAAUAAUAAUUUAAUCAGAUUCAAAUAUAUUGAAAACAUCAGUAUUCCCCCCUUAAAUUGGCGCAUAUACACAAAAUGCCAACGAUUUACACACAGAUUAUUUCAUAUUAUACUGUAUUUGUAUUCCAGAUGCACUGUUUGGAUACAUGAGACCCUAAUAAAAUUGGUCUAACCUAAUAACUGAUGCUUUACAAUGGUUUAAAACUGUUAAAAUUACCAAUUUCCCCUCCGAGAUGAACGUAACACGAAAAAAAAACCGCAGAUCUGUUUUAAUAUUGUAGCUAAUGUGCUUGUAUUGAGGAUGAACAUUUCAGAGUUGCUAUUUUAUUUUAAAGGGCUAACAUGUGUCGUCUUGAUGUCGGAAUCCGCUUGCAAAGUUAAGAUUUUAACUUGAUGAUAACUGAAGCCUUUUCACACGUGCCGUCAUCAUUUGUAAGAUGUUCUGCAAAGAUUUCAGCGUAAUUAUUUCAUAAAUGAAAAAUAACACCAACCCUUCAAAAUAAAAGACCAUUUUUACUCAAACAACAUGACAAACAUGCUAAACAAUAUCACAUGUUUACAUAGAGAACGGUCUGGAGGGUUUGAGAGCACACAUAGUUAAAUAUAAUCUGUUUAUUACUCUUCAUCCUCAGGAUUUGUUUUUGUAUUUUCCUUUGAGUAUUGAAAUACAGUAUUUGUUUUUUUCUGAAUUACUGUAACUAAAUCAAGUUGUCUUCAUAUCUUUAUUGUAUUUCUGGCAAACUUGUAAUGUACUGUGGCAAAAAAUGCUCUUUGUUUGUGAAAUGUUCCUUUCUGUAGACAGUGAGAGGAAGACGAUGCAAAAGAUGUUUGAUAAGCUAAAUGUCAUGAAACCCUUUUUUCGUUACUGUGAUGAAACAGAAAUCUGCACUUGCAAUUUGGGGAAUGAAAGACAUGCUUUGCUUCAUGUACUGACUUGCUGGAAACAUAGCUAGAGUUGAAACAGUGAUGCAUUUUUAUACUGUGUUCCAAGCUUGUGAUUCUUUUUGUUUUUUUCAGUAUUUUGUGAUUAUGUCCAUGGAUUUCUGAAUAAAAUGUGGUGAAUUCAA
Messenger RNA from Hippoglossus stenolepis (Pacific halibut), 3509 nucleotides. It is a transcript of the gene chrm5a, whose product is annotated as cholinergic receptor, muscarinic 5a. Lineage: Eukaryota; Metazoa; Chordata; Actinopteri; Pleuronectiformes; Pleuronectidae. Gene Ontology annotation, molecular function: G protein-coupled acetylcholine receptor activity; G protein-coupled serotonin receptor activity. Gene Ontology annotation, cellular component: synapse; dendrite; plasma membrane. The coding region runs from base 632 to 2212 and encodes 526 amino acids. Gene Ontology annotation, biological process: chemical synaptic transmission; adenylate cyclase-inhibiting G protein-coupled acetylcholine receptor signaling pathway; G protein-coupled receptor signaling pathway, coupled to cyclic nucleotide second messenger. The record is from RefSeq and is a predicted model, not a curated record. The transcript is spliced from 2 exons.